AAAAAAAAGUGUUACUUUCUUGUUGAUGACUAACGGAGACGAAACACAAAUUAGGGUUUCACAAUUUGCCCCUCAAGUCGCCGAGCUAGUUGAUUACCGCCGCCGUCUCUUCCUCCUCCUCCCCAAAGUUAGCUCCUUUCCUCUUGGGUUUCUACGAUUCGCGUUCUCUUUGAUCUCCUCUGUACACUGAGAAUCGAGCUGUUGGUUCUUUAAAGUUUGACGAGAUUCUUUCUUUCAGGAUAUGAUAAAAUCAAUCGAAUUCUAGUUGUAUCCUGUAAUGGCGCACUGAAUCAAACUCCCAUCACUGGUUUGUGACAUGCUUACUGUUGAUAGGCUGUUCUUGUUCCCGAGCUUGACAAAUCAUCCUUCUGGGCUCAUCGUCCUAGAUCUUGUGAGCUGCCACCAACUGGUAGUCCGCUCCUUCUUGCAUGAACCUUAUCUGAGAGAAGAGAAGGUCAAAGAUGGGAGCUCUUGCUCAGUUUGUUUCCUGGAUACCCGAGGACGACCUCCUUCUAAAAAACGCCAUAGAGGCUGGUGCAUCUCUGGAAUCGCUUGCUAAAGGCGCUGUGCAAUUUUCUAGAAGAUUCUCUAUCAGAGAGCUGCAAGAUCGAUGGCAUUCACUCCUAUAUGAUCCAGUCGUUUCUGCAGAGGCAGCUCUGCGGAUGGCUGAGCUUGAACGUACCAACCCAAAUUUUCCUACAAAGUUUACCAGAACCGGAUCAAAAGAAAACAAAAGUUCAUCUAAGAAGAGGAGGGCUGAACAGCUCAGAAGCACUUAUCAUUCCUUACGCAAGAAGUUCCGCACCGAGUCGUUCAAUUCCUUGGAUCUAGGCUUUCUCGUUCCAUCAAAUGACAGCCAUUUCAUGGAUAAUGGUGAUGGAGCACAUCUUGGUCUUGAAGACUCUCACAUGGACAUUAUCCACAACGCGUUCCCUGAUAUCUUGGCUGAUGGCGGUUGCGUGACAAAUCAUGUUGUGCCGGAAGAUAACUUACAGGGAAACAUCUCCUACGUAGGAGGAGAGAAUCUCACGUUCACUGAACAGGCAGGUCCUUCCGUAUGUGAUUCGGUUCAUCAAGGCUCCAAACAGAAACUAGAGAUUUCUGCUCAUGAGCCGAAAACCACAAUGGCUAGCACUGAUUGUUUCCUGGCACAGCUUUCAACUUCUCUCUUUGAAGACGAGGAGCCGUUCAUGGAAGUAGAUGGCAAAGAAGUUGACAAGUCGUAUUAUGAUGGUCUUAGCUCACUGUUGGUGAGCCCGGCCAAUGUGAAAAAUAGCGGGCCUUUGCCUAUUAACAACACUGAACAAGCUCUUCCCGUAGGUGCGGUUCCGAAUGGCCAUCAUGCGAUGAUCCCUGAGCUAUAUGGUACAAGUGCAGUGAGUUCAAUGGAGUGCAAACCUGUGUCUGACUUAUCUUCGUUUGAUCCUCAUCCUGAGGUUGUUAAUGGUGUUAUCUGCUGUCUAUUAAACCAAGAGGAUCCUGAUAUCCCGUGUAAUGACGACAUUCUUCUGUCCAACACCUCCCACCCAAUGUCGGUUUCUUCGUUAGCCCGGCGGAACUUUAAAGAUAUAAGCAGUCCAAUGACUUCAUCUGUUAGAGAUCUCUCUGCCGCUAGGGAAAGAAGUGAGGGACAUACACAAAAGAAGGUACCAGGACGUUUGCAAGGGUCUUCUUCUCAAGGAAAGCCAGAGAUAGGUCAACCAAGUCAAUCUACCAAAUUCAGGGCAUUGACAAGUCCUCCUGAGACACAUAAUAAGGUUGGUCCUGCACAGGCAUCAUGCUCAAAUACUCUUCUUUCUGAUGGUGCAAAAGAUGGAAACAAAGAGAUGGUCAGUGGAAAACGUAUCGUCGGAUUUGAUGAACAUGGAAGCUAUUCCGAGAAGGAGAUUGGAAACUGUAAAGAGGACGAAGGUGUAGUACUACCGGUAAAUGAAGUGCCACAAGCAAAAGAUGAUGAUGAUGAUGUUGACUUGAUUGAGAUUUUAGAGCGUGAGCUGGAGAUCACAACUCAUACAGAAGCAGACGAGGAGGUUUUUGAGAGUGACGAGGACUUGCCCAAUUAUUCUGACAUUGAGGCUAUGAUACUUGACAUGGACUUGGAUCCCGAUGACCAAGAUAAUUUUGAUCUCGAAGUCUCCAAGUAUCAGAGCCAAGAAAUGAAAAGAACAAUUAUGAGACUUGAACAGGCUGCGUAUUCAUAUAUGCAGAGAGCCAUUGCUUCCCGUGGUGCGUUCGCUGUUUUAUAUGGUAGAUAUUCAAAACACUACAUCAAGAAGCCUGAGGUCUUGGUGGGUAGAUCAACAGAAGAUCUCUCGGUGGACAUUGACUUGGGUAGAGAAAAGCGUGGCAGCAAAAUAUCUCGACGCCAGGCGAUCAUACGGUUGGGUGAUGACGGAUCGUUUCAUAUGAAAAACCUGGGGAAGUAUGCAAUCUCAGUGAAUGAGAAGGAAGUAGAUCCUGGACAGAGUUUAAUCCUCAAAUCUGAUUGUCUGCUUGAGAUACGGGGAAUGCCUUUCAUAUUCGAGACAAACCAAAGUCGCAUGAAAGAGUACUUGAAGAGAACAGGGAAAGGGAAUUGAGACCAGAAACGAGAGCGAGUGUUCUUUGUGUAUUGGCUUGUGAAGAAGUUGAAUGAUAGUCUCUCUCUUGUAGUCUUGUUUAAUGUUACCUUAACCUCACAGGAGCAUGUUUUGUAGAUCUUUUAUUACAUGUUUAGUUCUGCAACAUGCAUAGUUGACCCAGUUUUUUUUUAGUCGUUAGCCAUAAGAUGAAAAUACAACUCUGAUUGCAACUGA
Messenger RNA from Brassica rapa (field mustard), 2795 nucleotides. RefSeq lists its product as uncharacterized. The record is from RefSeq and is a predicted model, not a curated record. Gene Ontology annotation, cellular component: NSL complex; Ino80 complex; MLL1 complex. Gene Ontology annotation, molecular function: protein binding; G-quadruplex RNA binding. Gene Ontology annotation, biological process: positive regulation of transcription by RNA polymerase II. NCBI's taxonomy places the organism in Eukaryota, Viridiplantae, Streptophyta, Magnoliopsida, Brassicales, Brassicaceae.